AUGACACAGAGCAACCAGACCUGCUCCAGUCACAAUAUAACAUUCAAAAACAGCCUGUACGCAACCACUUACACCAUCAUAUUCAUCCCCGGCCUCCUGGCAAACAGCACUGCCUUAUGGGUCCUGUGCCGCCUCAUCAGCAAGAAGAACAAAGCCGUCAUUUUCAUGAUCAACCUGGCCAUGGCCGACCUGGCUCACGUCCUCUCACUGCCACUGCGAAUAUACUAUUAUAUUAACUCCACUUGGCCUUUUGGGAGAUUCCUUUGCUUAUGGUGUUUCUACCUGAAGUACCUCAACAUGUACGCCAGCAUUUGUUUCCUCACCUGCAUCAGCAUUCAGAGGUAUUUCUUCCUGUAUCAGCCGUUCAAAGCCAAGGACUGGAAGCGGCGGUAUGACGUAGCCAUCAGCAGCAUGGUGUGGCUCGUCGUUGGGGUGGCGUGCUUGCCGUUCCCCAUCAUGCGCAGCUACAGCAUGUCCAAUAAUACCACGAAUACCACCAAUACCUGCUUUGCAGACCUCCAAGUCCGGCAGAUCGACAGCAAGGCGGCCACCGUGCUGAUGACAGGCACGGCAGAGCUCUUUGGGUUCAUCGGCCCACUCAUCAUUAUUUUAUUCUGUACUUGGAAAACAAAAGACUCUCUUCGGGGCUUCCAGAUACCGCUGCAAAACAGCAGCGAGAGGCGGAAGGCUUUAAGGAUGGUUUCCAUGUGUGCCAUCGUGUUCUGCGUGUGUUUCGCACCAUACCACAUCAACUUCUUUUUCUACAUGUUGGUGAAAGAAAAAGUCAUUACAGACUGCUUCGUGAGUGCCAUCACGCUCUACACCCAGCCCUUUUGCUUAAGUCUUGCGAGUCUGGACUGCUGUUUGGAUCCGAUCCUGUAUUUCUUUACAACUUCGGAGUUUCAGGACCAGAUAUCAAGGCACAGCAGCAUGAUCAUCAGGAGUCGGCUCAUGAGCAAAGAGAGUGCCUCAUCAAUUAAGGAAUGA
Molecule: messenger RNA, 987 nt
Organism: Nipponia nippon (crested ibis)
Lineage: Eukaryota; Metazoa; Chordata; Aves; Pelecaniformes; Threskiornithidae
Source: RefSeq, a predicted model, not a curated record